This is a messenger RNA of Cladophialophora immunda, 2680 nucleotides long. RefSeq lists its product as uncharacterized. Gene Ontology annotation, cellular component: inositol phosphoceramide synthase complex. NCBI's taxonomy places the organism in Eukaryota, Fungi, Ascomycota, Eurotiomycetes, Chaetothyriales, Herpotrichiellaceae. The transcript is spliced from 3 exons. Gene Ontology annotation, molecular function: inositol phosphoceramide synthase activity. The record is from RefSeq and is a predicted model, not a curated record. Gene Ontology annotation, biological process: inositol phosphoceramide metabolic process; sphingolipid biosynthetic process. Bases 667 to 1941 code for a protein of 424 amino acids.
AGUUGAACGAGUGCCUCAACCCUCAACAAUCUUGUCUGAUCUCUUUCCCUUUUCUCUCCUCCUCGUAUUACUAUUCCUCUUUCUCACUUCUGGCCUCUGCCUCUGCCUCUACCUUUCUGCCUCUCACACUCUCUCACUCACAUCAUCCUCCCAUCAUCCAUCAUCCCCCUUCCCCAUCCCAGUUUCUCCUCCUUGUCGAUCUUUUCUUCGUGUCCUCUUUUUUCCCUCACCUGAAUCUUCUUCUUUAUCCCUCCCCUACCCACCUUUUUCUCUUCCCCUCCUAUAAUCCAAGGUUCUCUGGCGUCCCUUCGUCAACGGUCGGCUCCCUACAACACGUCUUGAAGUUGCCUUUUGCCUAGGGGUCAGCAAUCCUCGACUCUUCGCUCCUCGUCCUCCGCCCGCCGACCUCACGCUGGCCUAAUCCAGUCGCCGCCACUCGUCUAUAGCAGUAUAUCUGUUCCGUCACUCCUUUUCGGUGCGCUUGGCUCUCCGGACGACGUGUUUUCAACCCAGUCGCGCCGACCUUUUCGACAACACGUGACCAUCUCAGUGGACACGCGACACCUUAUUUGGGCUCACACUCUCGCAACGGCCGUACAGAUCCCAUGAGUUAGACCUCUUGUUCGAUAAUCCACCUCGAUUUCAGCUGUUUUUAAAUCCACCCCAAUGACCUCGAUGCCUUUCAACGUCACCGAGGCCGCUGAGGCGGCUCAGCCCGAUAUGGGUGGCGCCCAGUUCGCCUCCCAUACCUGGAUGGAACCAAUUAUCGUCGUCAGCAUCAUGACUGCUUCACUUUACUUUAAUCGGAAACACAACUUUCGCAUAUUUCGCUCACGUCGAGGCCGCUCUCCCACGCGCUCUCUGCUCCCCCACAACAACUCCCAGGGCUCCUCACCCGAUGGCUUCACCGACUCUGACUCCCUCAACUCCGACUCGGAUGUCUUCACCUCGUCCAAACACCCCCCCAAGAAGCGAAACUGCUGCGGUGUCAUCGUCCGCACGCCCAAUUCGUCCAGGUUCGCCGACAACUGGCACUCUCGGGUUUUGGCCAAGUUUCCUUUCUUGAUCGAAAUGUUCUACUGGGUGCUGAACUUGCUAUUCUACACCCUCACCAAGGCUGUGGCCCAAGUUCUCUUUUCCGCCGACGAUGGUCUGUGGCAGCUGGCCCAAGAUCAUGGCAUUCUUGUCCUCGACAUUGAGCAUAAAUCCUGGCUGAGCUUCCUGUUCCCUAUCAAGGAGAAUGACUUCCAAGCUUGGUUCUUGAACGGUCAUCUGACCGCCAUGACGUUUUUAAACCGCAUUUAUUCGCUGGUGCAUAUUCCGGGGACUGUUGCCUUUCUCUCGUGGUAUUACUACGCGGCACCCACACACUCGGCCUUCGCCACCGUGCGCCGGACGAUGACACUGGGUAACUUUGCCGCUUUCACGAUAUUCACCUUUUUCCCGUGCAUGCCGCCCCGUCUGUUGCCCAAGGAAUUCGGCUUCCACGAUACAGUCCGUCAAGCAAACGCCGAGUCGGUCUGGGUUGGCGGCAACUAUGUCAAUCAGCUGGCCGCCAUGCCUUCUUUGCAUUUCACCUACGCCUUCUGUGUCGGCAGUACAUUCCUCUACCACUCUGGCGUGUUCCGCCGCGCCCAGCGGAGCGAACCACGCAAGCCAUUUUACGCCCAGAUCUUCUUUCUUGUCGCCGGCAUCUGCUAUCCUUUGUUGGUCCUGUCCGUUAUUGUCGCCACCGCGAAUCACUAUUGGUUGGAUGCCGUGGUUGCCAUGUGUACGACUACUCUGAGCUUCUGUUGCAAUAGAAUUUGGAUGUUCUUGCUGCCGGCCGAGGAUAUACUUUGCUGGGUGUUGAGAGUGGAUAAACCAACGCCCACAACGGGGGAUAGACUGAAGAGGAGAAAUAACGAAUAUCAGGCUGUAAAAAAUGACGACGAGCCCUGAGGAGGUUGGAAAGUACCGGCUUGGUUUUGUUUUGGGAAUCUCAAAAAAAAGCAGAGAUCUGAUUUCUAUGCGAUGGUGUAACAACCAGAAUAUUUAGGAAGAUUGGGUGUUUACUGUUGGAUACGGUGGAAGGAUAUGGAGAAAAAAGUCGAAGUCUCGGAAAGAGGAGGGAGGGAAGAAAGGCCAAGCGCCAUGUCGGGAAUUGUGCAGGGAGCGGUUUUGGGUACACUGGGUAUGUCGAAGCGAGUGCGCAUCAACCUAUGCCACUACACCGAUGCGACGAUACAGCAUACACGCCUUGGCUGUGCCAGCCUUUCGACACGUCCACUCAGCUGAAGAGCGCCGUUGACACCGGCCGCGAUUCUUCAAUUGCCGCGAACAGUUCAAUAAUGUUCGAUACGAUGAGUGGAAUCUAUGGAACGCUUGGGAUUCGGGAUGGGAUCAGAGCCGCAAGCUCGGCGCCAUUAAGAUUCUCUUCUUUUCGAACGUGCCUUUACGGCACUGCGGCGUCUCGACUGCGUGUUCUUCCACGGAUUGGAAGCAUUUAUUGAGGUGGGCAUAGAACGGCGUCAAGGGGUGGUGAAGAACAGUCUUCCCCCCCGGGAUCUGGAUAUAUUGGAUAUUGGAAUCUAUCAAGGUUAUGAUGGUGCAAAUUUGAUGAUCUCGCUCUGCUUGCUCUUCGGAAGGGGCAUCACUCUCUUAAGCUAUCUGUCUUGCGCUUGGGCGUCCUCGUUUUCGU